Molecule: messenger RNA, 1354 nt
Organism: Canariomyces notabilis
Lineage: Eukaryota; Fungi; Ascomycota; Sordariomycetes; Sordariales; Chaetomiaceae
Exons: 4
Coding region: 299-1204 (301 amino acids)
Source: RefSeq, a predicted model, not a curated record
CGGACUCGAGUUCUUGGGCUUUUACAUCUUUUUCUGUUCGUCGUCUGGUCACCACCCUAACUGAAGCGUUUAUGAGGGAGGUUGGGAUUUUGCGCUAUGUGGCUGAGGCCUUAGAGGACUUCAAGCUUGUUGGUACACCUACCUAGGUAGGUAAUUCUGGAUUGUUGGCGUCAUGGUAUUCCAUCGUGCAUUUACAUCUAGUUUCAGUGUUUGGCAUGGAUUCUUUGAGAGCUGGAGGUGAAGUGACAGCAGGAAAGUCCUUUGUUCAUUCACUCAAUGCGGGCCUGGAACAGUGGUUAUGGCGGGUGGAAGAUGUUCGACAGAUGUGUUGUCAUGCUCAGAGACCACUCUAGGACUGGACAGAUCGGUGUAUGUAGGUAUCGCACAUACAUGCAUGCAUACGCUAUGGAGAGGCCGCAAGCAAUUGUGUACCAAAACGAUAUCGGAGCUGCUCCCCGGCCGGAUUGCAUUUAAAAGCUCCGGGCUACCAACUCUGAAGCCUACUGAAGGAACAAAAAAGUGUGAAAUCGACCAACAGGACGCAUCAGCAAAGCUACUACCAAACAAAACCCCUACAGCGUCCAGAAUGGCUAACAAUACUGCGAAGGAGCACGAUGGUCACUAUCAACCAGCGCCAGACAAAACAAUGGCCCUGACCUACCGCGACGAUAUCCUGUCCGAGGUCAAGGCCGAGGCCGGGGCCAUGUCCGGGUUCAAGUGGCCGUGGAAAGAUGUGGACGAGGGCUUGGACCGGGAGUCUGAGCUAGAGUCCCGAUUCAACACGUACCUGAAUGUUGUCUCGAGUACCGCUAUGGGCUCUGGUGGCCUACCCGCUGACUCUAGUCCGCAAGACGCCGCAGGCAAGAAGUCCAUCCUCUUCUCACCAGAGUUGACCCAUGUCCGCAGCAUCGAGGCGAAGCUUCUUGACUUCAGCACAACGCACGGAACGAAGCCAGGGGGCCAAAAGCGUGGACCCAUGCCCAUACAGACGCCCCUUCAACGAGUGGUCUAUGACUGCGGUUGCAGCGGAAACCAAUGCUCAGCGCAAAGAGGCCUGCAAGACGAUCGCCGUCGGCUUCCAUUGCUGGGUGCUGCACGAGGACGCCCGCGGUCUCACCCAAUUCAUUUUCCGCGACUACCAGAGCAAGCUGGUUUGGCUAAAGACGGCUCUCGGAGAAUAUAUCGAGGGCCUUCAGGUUCUUAAGCAGGUGGAAACAGAGUCGCCUGGAAUCGUCGCCGAGGUUGCCGCCGACCCUUCUCACCCCGGCAGCACAACCAAGCUGGUCCAUCGCGGACGACGCGUCACCUUGGGCAUCUUGCUGAAGGCCAUUCUGAGAAAGCAGGACAAGGUGGC